UCAAUCAAUCCAUUCGAGUGUUAUUCAGUUUGGAUUGAUUAAGCCUCGAAAAAGCAAGUCUCGCCAUCUAAAUGCUCCAAUAAAACCAAAUCGAAACGAAAAUGAAGAUGAAGAUGGAAUAUAUAUUACUUUUGCUCUCAAUUGCAAUUUCAGUGUGCAAUGCUGCUAUAAAGUCAACGACAGCGGAGGGACGAGUUAUAAAUGAAUGCCUAGAAAGAUUUGGUGGUCUAACUCACGAAAAUGCAGAGCGUCUUCAACGAUAUAAAACGUGGUCAGAACAGAAUGAAGAAAUUCCUUGCUUCACCAAAUGCUAUAUUAGCAAAAUGUAUGAUAUUUAUAAUGAAACUGCCGGAUUCAAUAGAGAAAACAGUAUACGAAAGUUCAGUGAACCUGCUUAUAACGCAUGCAGCAGUCACAUGUGGACGGGACGUAAUAGUUGUGAAGUGGCCUAUAAUGGUUUUCAUUGUUUGGUUAAAUUGGAAAAUGAUCCACUUAUACAAAUAGAUGGCAUUGAACUACUCAGUGAUGUAGCUAGAAACGCUAUGAGGCAAUGUCUAUUUAAAUUUAAUGAUCACGAUAGACAACGUUUAAAGGAGUUCUCACGGUUUCCGGUGGUGGAACCUCUUCCGUGUUACACAAAAUGUUUUAUGGAUAGUUUAGGAAUAUAUGAUAUAAGACGUAGACAAUGGAGAAUUGAUGAGAUGCGCAGACAUUUGGCAGUGCCAAAGGCGUUUGCAAAUAUUGAAAGCUGUAAGGCUUUAAGCAGAAGAAGAAACCGUAAUUCUUGCGCUUGGAUGUAUCAGGAGUUCACUUGUUUUGUAUUAUCUAAGGAGGAGAUUAACUGUUUUGAACAAAACGACAGAGACACAGCCAUUCUACGUAAAUGCUUGAGCCGAGCCAGUGGCAACGUUGCAAAGGAAGAACUGCUGAAGGUGGCACGUUACAAAAACUGGACAGAUGAGGAAAUACCUUGUUUCACACGUUGUAUAGCACAUGAAAGGAAUUGGUUUAAUAUUGAAGAGAAUAAGUGGAAUAAGGCACAAUUAGUUGAAGAACUUGGCGGUGAUAUGUAUAACUAUUGUCGCUUUGAGUUGGAUCGCAGAUACGAUGAUGCUUGUGAAUUUGCUUACAAAGGUCUUAAGUGCUUAAAGCUGGCUGAAGUACAAACACGUGAAACAUACACAAGUUUACUAAACUGUGCCACUAAUUUGAAUGCUAGCAUGGAACAACUACAAAGAUAUGGAUAUUUCCCUGCUGUUGAGGAAAUUCCAUGUCUCUUUAAAUGUUUGGCUGAUAAAAUGAAUUUCUAUACACCAGCUUAUGAAUGGAAUUUUGAUAAUUGGAUUAAGGCUUUUGGUCCAGUCAAAUAUGAACAACAAGAAGCCUUCGUAUGUAAGGCAUUGAAAGAAAAAAUUGAUAAAACAGAUACAUGCAGUUGGAUGUAUGAAGAGUAUUUAUGUAUAGAGAAUUUAAACUACAAUAUUGAUCCAGCUUCACGUACUGAAUCACCGUUAAAAAAUUUAGAUAUUGCAGCCAUAAACAAUAAUAACUUAGAUAAUACAGUCAACAAUGAAACUGACGACUCAUCCAAGAAAUGAGAGCUAAAUAAACGAAUUAGUAUUAAUAGCAAAUGUUUGAUAUACACAACAUUGCAUAUAUAAUAUAUAAGAUAAGAAUAAAAUUAAUAAAAAUUAACUGA
This is a messenger RNA of Teleopsis dalmanni, 1699 nucleotides long. RefSeq lists its product as uncharacterized. Gene Ontology annotation, molecular function: odorant binding. Bases 102 to 1598 code for a protein of 498 amino acids. Gene Ontology annotation, biological process: sensory perception of smell. Lineage: Eukaryota; Metazoa; Arthropoda; Insecta; Diptera; Diopsidae. The transcript has 5 exons. The record is from RefSeq and is a predicted model, not a curated record.